Helicoverpa armigera (cotton bollworm) is the source of this 1749-nucleotide messenger RNA. It is a transcript of the gene Lst8, whose product is annotated as Lst8. Gene Ontology annotation, molecular function: protein binding. The coding region runs from base 185 to 1132 and encodes 315 amino acids. Gene Ontology annotation, cellular component: TORC2 complex; TORC1 complex. The record is from RefSeq and is a predicted model, not a curated record. Gene Ontology annotation, biological process: regulation of actin cytoskeleton organization; TOR signaling. The transcript has 8 exons. Lineage: Eukaryota; Metazoa; Arthropoda; Insecta; Lepidoptera; Noctuidae.
UCAAUGUCAUAUUAUAAUUGUUCAAAUUGUUGUUGUCUGAUAUUAUGUUCGAAUUGAAAUAAAUAAAUAUAUUAUUUUAGUACAUUAUUCAGAAAGUUAGUAAUAUCAAGAAUUUAAUUCUAUUAAGCAUUAUAGAAGCUUCCUAAAUAACGAGAGUUGUUUUUGUUAUCAACAUUUCAAAGGGAUGUCGGGGGACGGCAGUGGUGGUGGCGGGUCAGCGGUGGCGCUGGUCACGGGCGGCUACGACCACACUAUCAAGCUGUGGCAGGCGCACAGCGGCGUCUGUUUGCGGACUAUGCAGCACCCUGAUUCCCAAGUGAAUGGCCUGGAGAUAUCCCCCACUGGUCAGAUGGUGGCGGCGUGCGGGUACCAACAUAUCCGCAUGUACGACCUGGCCAGCGCCAACCCAGACCCUGUCGUCAAUUUCGAAGGCAUCACCAAGAAUGUAUCUAGAGUUGGAUUUCAAAAAAAUGACCUGUGGAUGUAUACGGGUGGUGAAGACUGGACAGCCAGGAUAUGGGACCCAAGAGCCGCACCACAGUUCCGCUGUACAAAGAUAUUUCAAGUGCAAGCCCCAGUGAAUGCAGUGAUGCUGCAUCCCGACCAGACAAUGAUUAUGGUGGGAGACCAGAGUGGCAUCAUACAUAUGUGGGACCUCCGGACUGAUCAGAAUGAACAGUUGAUUCCAGAAGCCGAGGCGUCGAUCCAGGACAUAGCGAUCGACCCGGAAGGCAAGAUGAUGGCGGCGGUCAACAACAAAGGGAACUGCUAUGUUUGGUCUCUGGGGGGAGCCGCACCACACCCAGUACCUUUGAAGCAUAUUGUCGCUCAUACGAAAUAUGCUCUAAGGUGCAAAUUCAGCCUUGAUUCCACUAUGUUGGUGACGACAUCAGGCGACUGUUCGGCGAAGGUGUGGCGCACUAAAGACUGGUCGCUGCUCCGGGAGCUGCGCAACGACACGCAGCGGUGGGUGUGGGACGCUGCCUUUAGCAUCGACUCGCGAUAUCUCUUUACUGGUUCCUCGGAUAGUUACGCGCGUCUAUGGGACGUAGAGAAGGGUACCCUCGAGAGAGAGUAUUGUGGACAUCAGAAGGCCAUCACUGCGCUCGCAUUCAGGGAUCAAGCUGUAUAGACUUACUAUGAAUACUAAAAGAAGUACUAUAAGAAUACUGAACUAUUUUGUUACUUUUUAUGAAUAGUUAUUUUAAGUAUGUACAGAUAAAUAGUGUAAGUGCCAUUAGCAUUUAUAUCAGUGCUGGAUUAAACCCAGAAUCCACGAAAGUGAAGUGGACAUGUGAGUGGAGAAAUUAUUUUUGGUUGUUUAAAACCUUCUGUGCUCUGCUUUAGUACAAUUUGGGCCUUACCCAUGUAGUAAGAUCGUACUAAUGAAUACAGAUGACAAUGAUCAAUUAUAUGUUCCUUUUGUACUGAUUUAAUGUAAGGAGACGAGUCACGAACUUUAGGUUGUAACUUAGAAGUAGUUUUUGUAUAUUUGUAAAUAAGUAUAAGCUCAAGAGCUUAAUUGCGUGAAUUGUAUGCACGAAAGCUCUCUGGAGUACAAAGAAAAAACUGUUUAUGUUAUCCCCAACUAUUCGAAAAUGUACUCGAAUCUCGUGCUUCAUCAAUCAAAAAAUGGGGUCAAAAAUUCACGAUAUAUAUAACAUUACCUCCUGGAUGCAUUUAUUGUGUAAAUGAAUUUGUCAUAAAUGUAAUUAAUAGUUUUGUAAAUUAAAACAUUCAUACUAUUUA